CUAAACUCGAAGAAGAAAGGAGGCGGAAGUGUUGGGAAGAGGAAGUAGUUUUGGACAUCAGAAAGUGUUUGGAGUCGCUUUGCCCAUAUUUUAUUUUCUUCCCGAACAUAUUAAUUUGUUUCAUCUGGGAUGUCUAAGAACACCGUUUCUGACCGCUUCAGGAAAGUAGAUGUAGAUGAAUAUGACGAAAACAAGUUUGUGGAUGAGGAGGACGGAGGUGAGAACCAGGGAGGUCCAGACGAAGCAGAAGUGGACUUCCUUCUUAGACAAGGGAACAUGACUGGAGCUCUCCAUGCUGUAUUGAAGAACCCCCCAAUAAAUACCAAGAACCAAAAUGCUAAGGACCGAGCGGAAUUGCUGGUGGUCAAAGUGCUAAGCAGUUUUAAGAGUAGUGACAUAGAAAAAGCUGUGGGCUCACUGGACAAAGCAGGAGUAGACUUGCUGAUGAAAUACAUCUACAGAGGUUUUGAGAAACCAUCUGACAACAGCAGCGCUGUCCUGCUGCAGUGGCAUGAAAAGGCUCUGGCAGUGGGCGGUGUUGGCUCCAUCGUCCGAGUCCUGACUGCAAGGAAGACUGUCUGAUGAUCCCAAAUGAUCUGCAGUCUCAGUCACCACAGUUGAUAUUCAGAACUGGUGUAUUUUAAAAGAAACUGGAGCUGUGUGUCUUUCUGAUGCGUAACUUUCUUUAUUCCUGUUUUCACCCACAACUUUGGGAUUCAGAAGUGCAGCCAGGAAGGUGCUGGCACCUGGAACUGCUUACAUCUGCAAGCUGUGCAGAAUUCCCCUUUUCUUCUUAAUGACAAUGCACCACCUUGCUCCGUUUGCAUCACUGCAACAUUCUAACCCGCCUCAGCUGUCCUUGUGCUUAAUCCUUUUACAUCGUUUCCCUGGUUUUUACCCACUGCAUCUGGGGACUGAACCUCAUUUUACAUCAGACAUUCUAACUUUGUAGACAAGUUUUAGUCUUUCCUUUUUCUACUUUUUUCCACAAAAACCACAUGUAAUCUGGUUUAGAGAUGACACUGUUGUGUGGAUGCUUUUUAUAUAUGAAAUAAACUAAAUAAAGAUCUAAACCUGAA
Molecule: messenger RNA, 1079 nt
Organism: Girardinichthys multiradiatus
Lineage: Eukaryota; Metazoa; Chordata; Actinopteri; Cyprinodontiformes; Goodeidae
Product: actin-related protein 2/3 complex subunit 5-A-like
Exons: 4
Coding region: 130-582 (150 amino acids)
Biological process (GO): Arp2/3 complex-mediated actin nucleation; regulation of actin filament polymerization; cell migration
Cellular component (GO): actin cytoskeleton; Arp2/3 protein complex; cytoplasm
Molecular function (GO): actin filament binding
Source: RefSeq, a predicted model, not a curated record